This is a messenger RNA of Contarinia nasturtii (swede midge), 4147 nucleotides long. Its product is annotated as xanthine dehydrogenase-like. The transcript has 12 exons. The coding region runs from base 79 to 3951 and encodes 1290 amino acids. NCBI's taxonomy places the organism in Eukaryota, Metazoa, Arthropoda, Insecta, Diptera, Cecidomyiidae. The record is from RefSeq and is a predicted model, not a curated record. Gene Ontology annotation, molecular function: iron ion binding; oxidoreductase activity; FAD binding.
AUUUUGUGAAUGUUGGUCAAGCUUGAAUAAGAGACUGAAUUAAAUUUCCAUUUAUAAUAGAACAUAUUUAGUAGAAAAAUGGAGGUGAAAUUCAUGCUAAAUCAACAAGAGUAUACAAUUCGACCAAAUGAAGUGCCAAUUGAUACGAGUCUGUUAGUCUACAUUCGCAGUCAUGCUCGUUUAACGGGAACGAAAUUUAUGUGUCUUGAAGGUGGUUGUGGUGUUUGUAAUGUAAAUAUUUCAGGCAUUGUAACGCCAGCCGGUGAUCGUCGAACAUUUGCAAUUAAUUCGUGUUUGUGGCCAGUGUAUGCGUGUAAUGGCUUGAAUGUGACCACCAUCGAAGGAAUAGGCAAUUUGAAGAGUGACUAUCAUCCCAUCCAAAAAGCCCUAUAUCACUUCAAUGGCACUCAAUGUGGCUAUUGUUCUCCUGGAAUGGUAAUGAACAUGUAUGGUUUAUUGCAAGCGAAUGAUGGUAAAGUGACGAUGCAGCAGGUGGAAAAUUCUUUCGGUGGAAAUAUUUGCCGUUGCACUGGCUAUCGACCCAUUUUGGAUGCAUUCAAAUCUUUGGCAAGAGACUCGUGCGGUGGUGACGGUGGUGACGGCGUUGACAUUGAAGAUUUAACCCUUGAUUUGUGUCAUAUGAAUGAAAAUCGAAAGUGUUCAAUUGAAGGGAAUUGCAAUAAAAAGUGUGGCAUCAAUCGAAAUGUGUCGUUAGAGAUUUGUGGCGACGAUGGACGAAUGUGGUUGCGACCGGCCAAUUUGUCGGAAUUAAUGAGAAUUUUUUCAACCAAAACUAUGCAUACCGAAUACAUGUUGGUUGCUGGUAACACUGCUCAUGGUGUUUAUCGACGUUCAGAAAAUAUACAAAUUUUCAUUGACAUCAAAGCAAUUGAAGAACUUCAAACAAUUAAAGCAGACGAAUCAUCGUUGAUAUUCGGGGGAAAUGUGUCGCUUACCGAAUUGAUGGAAACAUUAAGGGGUGCAGCCACUAGAUGUAAUAAAUACACAUACGGCACGGAAUUGGCUAAACAUAUUGAUCUGGUUGCGCAUGUACCCGUUCGAAAUGCUGGAACGAUAGCAGGUAAUUUGUGUAUAAAGCAUGCACAUAAUGAAUUUUCAUCCGAUAUAUUUCUGUUGCUGGAAACAAUUGGUGCGCACCUGAAGAUUGCAUCAAUUGAUGGUUUGGUGCGUACUUAUUCGCCAAAAGAGUUUUUAUCCUUGGAUAUGUUGCAAAAGGUCAUUUUAAGCGUUGUAUUUCCAAAAUUGGCACCCGAUCAAUUUGUAUUUCGUUCCUACAAAGUAAUGCCACGCGCACAAAAUGCCCAUGCAAUGGUGAAUGCAGCCUUCCUUUUCGAAUUCGGUAUGAACGAUGGCAAAGCGUCAGUGAAAUCGUGUCAAAUUUGUUAUGGUGGAAUCAAUCCGCAAUUCAUACAUGCUGAAGCCACGGAAAAAUUGUUGACUGGCGUUGAUGAUUUUUAUACGGAAGAUGUUUUACAAAAAGCGAUCAAAUCGCUUCAAAAUGAAAUAGAACCGGACUCGGUUUUACCCGAUCCACCAGCCGACUACCGACAAAAGUUGGCCAUCGCAUUAUUCUAUCGAUUCUUUUUGAAUACGGCCCCAGCAGACAAAAUCAAGAGCGAAUAUUCUUUGGGUCGAACUGGAUUGGAUCGUCCAUUAUCGUCUGGCAUCCAAACGUAUGAAUCCGAUGAAAAGUCAUAUCCUCUCACACAACCGCUUACAAAGUAUGAAGGACUUAUACAGUGCACAGGUGAAGCUCAAUAUGUUAACGAUAUGUUUAGUGCUUCAACAGUGGAUAACGAAUUGUGGUGUGCAUUUGUGCCGGCGACUGAGGUUCAUUCAAAAAUUGUUCAGAUCGAUGCAACCAAAGCACUGAACAUUCCGGGCGUAGUUGCAUUCUUUUCAGCCAAAGAUAUCCCUGGUGAAAAUUCAUUUAUGCCAUUGAAUGCAGCAAUUGAUUACUUUAGUGAAGCUGAACCAAUUUUUUUGACGAUUGAUUCAGAAGUCCAAUUCAAUGGACAACCGUGUGGUGUUAUUGUGGCAAAAACGAUGGCUGUGGCACAUUCAGCAGCCACAAAAGUUGACAUUACAUAUGAGAAAUCGCAAAUUAAUCGACCGAUCAUUCCAUCUGUGAGGCAUUGGCGUCAAAAAAACGAAUCGAACGCAUGCAAAGAUAGAAAAACAUUUCGAAUUCCGCCAAAUCAAAAUUUGGCUAUGCCACUGAUUGGACAGGAAUUAAAAAUCAAAGGUGAUUUUGAAAUUGGAUCACAAUAUCACAUGACAAUGGAGCCUCAAACAGUAUUUUGUACCCCGAAUGAUGAUGGUGGCAUAAAUCUUCAUGUUUCGACACAAUUCUUAGAUUUAUCGCAUUGUGCGGUUGCAAACUGCUUAAAAAUGCCACAAAGUAAAAUCAUUGCCUCCUUUAAACGUUGUGGCGGUGGUUACGGUGCAAAGGUAACUCGUGUGUCACAAGUGGCUUGUGCGUGUGCAGUGGCCUGUCAUUUGUUACGAAUGCCAGUUCGGUUUGUCAUGAACAUUGAAUCAAAUAUGACCAUCAUGGGUAAACGAUACGGUUGUGCAGUGGAAUACGAUUUAAAAAUUGACUCGGCCACUGGCCGUUUAACUGAAUUGAAACCACUAGCAGUUACGUUGGAUUUUGGGUAUUCUAUGAACGAUGACACAUCAGGUUUCAUGCUACAUUGUAUGAUGUCCUUGGGUUAUGCGCAUGCAAGAGAAUGGCUUAUGAACAUCAAUCGUUUAAAAACGGACGCACCAAGUGCCACAUGGGCCCGAUCACCUGGAACCACUGAGACAGUUGUAAUUUUUGAAAAUAUGAUGGAACACAUAGCUCACGAAAUAAACAUUGAUCCGGCCCAAGUGCGAAUAAACAAUUUCCAUGCAGAUAGUCCACUGCAUAAAAUUUUUCCCGAAUUUUUAAAAGAUAUUAAUUAUUUCGAUCGUCGCGCGAAAAUUAAUGAAUUUAAUAAGCAGAAUCGUUGGCGUAAACGAGGAAUUGGAGUAUCGGUAAUGACAUUUCCAACACUGUAUGUGGCUUCGUUCAGUGCGUAUAUUGCCAUUUAUCACGGUGAUGGAACGGUUGCUAUUUCGCAUGGUGGAAUUGAAAUUGGCCAAGGCAUCAAUACCAAAGUUGCUCAAGUUGUUGCUCAUAUUUUCAAAAUUCCAAUGAACAUGAUCACGGUCACAGAGCAUAGCUCAAUUGUUAUGGCUAAUCGAACUUUAACGGGUGGCAGUAUUACAAGUGAAGCAGUUUGUAUGGCAGCGAAAAGAGCGUGCGAUCACAUUUUGGAACGCAUGAAACCCAUUCGGGAAAAGAAUCCGAAUGGCACAUGGCUUGAGAUUGUGCAAGCAUCUUGGAGAGCAUCCAUCGAAUUAACUGAAAAACAAACUUUCGAGAACCGAGAGGCAAAAAGUUAUAAUAUUAACGGGUGUGCUAGUGUCGAGCUUGAGCUUGAUGUCUUAACUGGAAAUUUACAAAUUCUACGCGCUGAUAUUCAUGAAGACACCGGCAAAAGUAUGAAUCCAUUGGUUGAUGUUGGACAAAUUGAAGGCGCAUUUAUGAUGGGAAUUGGUUAUUGGUUGAACGAACAAUUAAGCUAUGAUCAACAAACCGGCCAGUUAAUAACAAAUCGCACGUGGAAUUAUAAAGUUCCGGGUCCAAAGGACAUUCCAAUUGAUUUUCGGGUUAAAUUUUUACAAAAUGUAAAUAAUGAGGGCGUUUUUAGUUCGAAAACAACCGGUGAACCACCACUUACCCUAUCAGUUGUUUCGAUAUUUGCAUUGCGCCAUGCGCUCAAUUCAAUCCAUGAAGACAAUGGCCAAGCGAGAAAAUGGAUUCGUUUGGGCACUGGAAAUACACCUGAUGUAGUAUUCAGCGCUGCAGAACUGAACGUUGAUAACUUUAAAUUAAACUGAACAUUAACAAACCUGUUAUUGGAUACAUAUUAACAAUUCAUUUUUCUCUUAAUUCAUUUGUUUAUUCGGUAAAAAAAGUUUGAAUAAACUCGGCACAAUGACGACUGAUCGAAAAAUCUUGGAUAGACCGAUCGAUUACAAUUCAUUUGGUCUCAUCUUGCAAUUUAUAACCAUGGUUGCAGCCUUUGCGUUUUCA